GUGGGGAGGAGUCGGCGUGGGGCGAGAGAGGCUUCUGCUCGUGCCGGGGGAGGCUGCUGUAGCCAGGGCGGCUCUGCAAUCGCCCGAGCGAGGAGGCGCCCGCCUGUCCGGCCCGGUGGCCAAAGGGAAGGCGUGAGCGGCGGUCGCUGCAAAGGAGCAGCAGCAGCAGCUCACCACGCGGCAGUGGCGCUGAUGGCUCCCUGUGGGAAGCCGGGGAGGUCAGCCAGGGGCUGCCCGGCCUCCUCCUGUUGAUCCCCCGGUUCUUGCGCGGAGGUCGCCUUCGUCGUCAUGUAGGAAGCACCGCAGAGGCUUCGGGAACUGUUGCCGGAUUUCGGAGGCGGAAUGGCUCGGGAGGCUCUGGGCUAAAAGCAGGCAGGCACACGCCCCCCCGAGCCCAGCGGUCCUUGCCCUGCAGCCGGGCUUUUUGCGGUGCCUCGACGGGCUGAGCAGCUGGAGAGAUGUCUGGUUACUUCGACUUGGGUUUUUUGCAGCGUGCGAAGAGACUCGGGGCUGCCGCGCCUUCGCAUUAGCGUGUUGUGCAGCUCGCUGGCGGACCUGCCCGGGGCGAGGGGGUGGGGUCCCCCUGCCGUUAUUUCGAGAUGUACACGUUUGUGGUGCGGGAUGAAAACAGCAGCGUCUACGCUGAAGUGUCCAGAAUCCUUCUUUCCACCGGACAAUGGAAGAGGCUGAAAAGAGACAACCCGCGUUUUAACCUCAUGCUGGGGGAAAGAAACCGGCUGCCUUAUGGGAGGCUGGGUCAUGAACCUGGACUUACGCAGCUGGUGAACUACUACAGAGGAGCUGAUAAACUUUGUCGCAAAGCUUCUUUAGUGAAAUUAAUCAAGACAAGUCCUGAAUUGGCAGAAUCCUGCACAUGGUUCCCAGAAUCUUACAUGAUUUAUCCAACUGAUCUAAAGACUCCAGUAGCUCCAGCACAGAAUGGGAUCCAUCACCUGAUAAAUAACCCAAGAACAGAUGAAAGGGAAGUCUUCCUGGCAUCAUAUCAGAAGAGGAAAGAGAGUGAAGGGGGAAAUGUUUGGAUAGCCAAAUCUUCAGCAGGUGCCAAAGGUGAAGGGAUUCUUAUUUCUUCAGAGGCUACUGAACUUCUAGACUUUAUAGAUAAUCAAGGACAAGUGCAUGUGAUUCAGAAAUAUCUUGAGAAGCCUUUGCUCUUAGAACCAGGUCAUCGCAAAUUUGAUAUUAGAAGUUGGGUGUUAGUUGAUCACCAGUAUAAUAUCUACCUCUACAGAGAAGGUGUUCUACGGACUGCUUCAGAACCUUAUAACAGCUCUAACUUCCUAGAUAAAACCUGCCAUCUGACCAAUCACUGCAUACAGAAGGAAUACUCUAAAAACUAUGGGAGAUAUGAAGAAGGGAAUGAGAUGUUUUUUGAGGAGUUUAAUCAGUAUCUGAUCAGCGCUUUGAAUGUUACUCUGGAAAAUACUAUCUUAUUACAAGUCAAAAAUAUAAUAAGAAGCUGCCUUAUGUGUAUAGAACCUGCUAUUAGCACCAAACACCUCCACUACCAGAGUUUCCAGCUGUUUGGCUUUGACUUCAUGGUGGAUGAGGACUUGAAGGUCUGGCUAAUUGAAGUCAAUGGUGCCCCUGCUUGUGCCCAGAAACUUUAUGCAGAGCUUUGCCAAGGCAUAGUAGAUGUGGCCAUUUCUAGCGUCUUUCCCCUUAUUGACACCUUGCAAAAGCAGAGUCAGCAAUCGAUAUUUAUUAAGUUGUGAUGACAGAGAAGUAUCUAUGCAACACAUUUGGGAGAGCUGCCGCCUAUUGGAUGUAGAGAAAAAGAGAAAAUGGAACACGAUCAUUUCACCAACAUACCAUGCCAAAAUAAUGGAUCAACAUCAUCUUGGGAAUUUAAAAAAGAGAGAGGAAAUAUUCCACAGAGAGUCCGAACCAAAGUCAUCUCAUCAGCUCUGCCUGUGUUUUGAAAAGCUUUGAUUAAAAAAAAACAACAAUUCCUGUAACUGAAGCAAAUUUCUCUGGGAGAACAGCAAAAGAACUUUUUUUAAAAAAUACAUGCAAAACCAGGGAUGUGAUAUAAUUUUUUUAAGACUACCCUGUAAAUUGUGUUUGCUUCCCUUUCUUUCCCCCUCUUUAAGUAAUAAAUUAUUUUACCAGACUGUAGUACUAGUAGCCUUUCUAGGAAUGGUUUGUCAACUCAACCCAUGUAGUUUCUGUUUUCAUGUACUAUCUUUCUAGUGCCUUAGCUUUGUUCCCUUAACUAAGCUCCUUUGUUCUUGUUUUGUUCAGUGCAGGUUAACAAAAAAAAGCUUUCUUGUUUUGUAGUGUAUCAAAUUUGUAUAUUUUUAAUUGGUUUCAAUAUCUAUGUGUUUGAUUUCAGUGUAGAAUGAUACUAAGCUUGAGAGAUUAAUUUGGAUGGAUAGCUUUCUCUGCCACCCUGCAGGCCAGUGCAACCCAUGAAACGGAGCACCAUUUUUAUGUUCUGACCUGCCAGGUGUUUGACAAUCUGUUUUUGUUGUAGUUUUUCUUUUGGUUUGUUAAACCCCUGGUAGAUCACCAUUCUUGACUGGUAGUCUCUGGUAGGCCAUUCUUGACUUGAUUGGUUAACUCUUCCACUAAGGCAUGGAAACACUGACGUGUUUAUCCCAGUGCUGGGGACUGAACGUGAUUUUUUGUUGUAAACGUUCCAUUAUUUGGGCUCUUUUUCCCCAGUUAUUUUUAAUUGUAGGGAGAGUUGUCCUUCAUUUCUUUAAAAAUGAGCUAACCAGAAAGGAACACUGCCAACGUCUACUUAGGUACCAGUAUUUUUGGUUAAUCAUCCUUUUAAUUUUGUUGUUUUCUUUUCCUAAUUUUAAUAGUUUUGAGGCUCCGGAAUAAAAGCUGUUAACUAGUACCAAGAGAAAGUAUGUGAUGGGAAUCAACAACUGGAUGUUCCAGAAAAAAAUCUGGUUCUCAUGAGGAGUCCCUAGUCAGUCUCUCAGUUGACAACCCUAAGGUGGGAUAGAUUAUUCUGGCCAGUGGGACUUGCUAAAAAUCCAUUGAAGGAGCAGCUUUGCCAUCCUCUAACAGUAGUUGCCAACUAGGGUUAUAUAAGUUUAUGUUCACCAAAGAUAUACCCAAUCAAUACAGAGAAACUUGCUUUUGAGAUACUGUAUACAGCUUUCUCUACUGACAUUAAAAUUGAAUCUCACUAAGGUGUUUCAGCAUGUGACCUGCUCUUGACACAUAUAAGUAGGGCAACAGCUUUGCUGUUAACUUUCUGAAACAUUUCCACUCAUGUUUAACUGUCAUUUUCAUAAUGAAUAAUAAUUUAUUAAGAUUCAAUUCAUGAUAUAAAGAAGUUGACAGUGAUCCUUUUUUAAAGGCCCUAGAUGAACAUUAAAGACUAGUUGAGUUCAAUAGAACAUAUUAAAUUUGUUGAAGGAACAUAAGAGGUAUACUGGGUAACUUAGACAUCAUGUGUAUUCUAUGUUGCAUUUGUGCUGUCUAAAAAUGUUCAGUAGAAUCAAAGCAUGUAAUGCAAAUAUAUACUCUUAUCCAUUUCAUAUUUACUUAGAAAUACAUACUGUUGUCUUUCAGUGAAACUUACUUCAUGUACAGGGCAGUAUCUUCUUACAGGUAUUCAGAAUCACACCCUUGUGAUUAUUGUUCAGGAAGUCAGAAUAAACUUUGCAGAUAUUUGCUACUAGCUUAAAAUUCCCGGUAGGCAUUCUGUAAAUGGCUGUAGACUAUGAUGAAGGCAUUGCCAUAUCUAAAUACAAUGCAAGCUGAAUGCUAAAAUACUUUGAUUCAGAGAUACCAGACUUUUCAUUUUCAGUGCACUGCAAGCUUGAUAUAAUGAAGCAAGUUAUAAAUAAGUAACUACAGGAUAAACAGUUUUAGUAGGAGACCUGCUUUUUUGAGAGUCUGUGGGUGGCCUUGGAAGCCCACCCAGGAGGAGUUCUUUACUAUGGUGGUCAGUGUCAAAACUAUACCUUGCUCUUCUGAAAUCAGAUAAUAUUGUCAAUUAUUUCAAUGCUCCAAUCCUGAACUCACUAGGAAGUAAGCCCAGUUGUACUGGCUGAGAUUUGCUUUGGAGUAAACAUUCUUAGGAUUGCAUUUUAAGGCUUCAUUGUUGUGUAUGCCUGCUUCGGAGUAAGCACCACUAAACUUAUUAGGAUUUGUAAAUGUGAAGUAUAGGACAGUAGCUACCAACAGUGGUGAUGGGAAUGGUUUGCAUGCAAGUGAAACCAAACAGCUCCCUGUUAUGCAGUUCUCAGGCUUCUGGCUAUCUUCCUUGCAAUGAAUAUGCUGUCAUAAUUUUGCACUGGUAUUACUCCUCUCAGAUAUUUGUCAGGUAUGGGAGCUUUUGGAUUUGGCUGUGAUAGGUGAAUGUUAACUGACGCCAUGCUGUGCAGAAUUUAACUCUCUAGAGCUCUUUGGCAUUGCAGCAAACAUAGUGACAGAAGCAUGUCUGACAUUUUAUGACCUUUUAGACAGUGGUGGGAUUCAAAUAAUUUAACAACCGGUUCUGGUGGUGGAAUUCAAAUAAUUUAACAACUGGUUGUUUACAAGCACCAUCUUACCAACUGGUUCUGCCGAAGUGGUGCAAACCUGCUGAAUCCCACCACUACUUUUAGAUCUUAAUAUCUUUGGUUUACCUUACGGCACAGUAAACAAAACUAGGCCAAACUGUUGGGAACUGUGUUGGAACUUAAUGCAAAUAUUUCACCUUAAUGGAAUUUAGGAUUGACAUCUCUUUAACCAGGUUCUGCUCUUGAACAACCCAGUUAGCAUGCUGAUAUUUCUGCAAAUCAAAAUACUGUUAAAGACAUAGGAGUGGGCCACAAAGGCUUUUUUUCUGCUCAGCUAGAAAAUCUUGGGUUGUAAAUGAUGCUACUCAAAAUGUUGGGUUAUUCCUUCAUAUCCUUGAAUGUGUAAUGGAGGCAAUUGCCUCCUUGAAUAAAGAUGGUCGGCCUGUGGCUCCUAAAAUAGAUAGACUUCUUUCUCCCCCAGCAGCCUUAUGGGAAUGGUUUUCACACAUUCUGCUUUCAUAGGAUAUUUCCCAUAUAGAUUCAGCAGAUAAGGAAUUAUUGUGUAUCUGUUAUGACUCCAGAGGAUUCUGGGGAUAUUUUGGGGCACUCUCUCAAUUCACGCAGGAUCCUGGUCAGCCCUGUUGGGCCUCAUUUCCACUCUGCAUGAACUGAGAGCUCACCUUCGUUGCUGAAAAAGUUCUAUCUGUUGGUCAAGGUAUCAUUCAGGGAAACUUGCUCGGCCAUAUUAACCUAAUUGAACAGCCUGAUUUAAACUUCGAGUAUCUCCAGUAAUCCUCAGAACACAGUCUGAAAACACUUCCCUUGGGAGAUGUUUGCACAAUAAUUUUUCAGGUGUAUCCAUUCAACUGUUCUGGAUAGCCUAUCCUUUCAGUGACUGGUGUCCUGUAUCUUGGAGGUUCCAUUCUUAUGUCUAUUUUUCUGUCAAUGGAUGCUGUAGUGUUAAAGUCUCUAAAAAUCCUGUGUUCAUGAUUUUCAUUGGCCGUAUCAACCAAUUUCUAACACAGCAUAUGUUUCUCCAUUCACAAUCUUGAUUUCCCUUCCCUCACUGAAAUGUCCGUAAAUUGUAAUUUAGAUGGUAGAGGAAGCAAGAUGCAAAUGUAUUAAUACAACUGUCAAAUUCCAUUGGAGUAUGAAUUAUUGGAUGUAAAAUCACACUAUAACAGAUAACUUAAAAGCUAAUUCAUUUCAAUAAUUACAAAGUUGUACUCCCAUAAAAGUGGGAGAUGCAGUUUUUACUUUGAAAAUAAGCGCUAUAGAUAAUAGAGAUUUGGAUGUUCAAGGUUUUACUGGCCUUUAAUUAGGUUUCUGAAUAUCCUUGGCAUGCACACUUGUAUGAAACAAAAUCAAGUAAAACUUGAGGUACUGGUUGACUUUAAGGAGUUUUUGUAAAUGCAGAAUAGCAGAGAAGUUCUCCAAAUUAAUAACUUACUAAAUUGCUGUUUCUAUGUCCAUUACUAUGAACGCUUUGUUCUUGCAGUAAGAGGGAACUGAGGAAAAUCCUUGUACAGGAACACUAAUAUAGCACAUACAAUUAUAUAUGGCUUAAAAGGGCUGUACCCCAUUUUAAGAAAAAAUUGGGUAUACCAACUUUGAUAUUUUCUACACCAUAAAUGGAUUGUUCGUCCUUUGUACUGUGGCGAAAUCAUACAUAUUGAAGUUUGUUGUCUUGCCAAAUGCAACAAAGAGAUAGAAAUCUGGUUUUCUACUGAACAAACCUUUAAAGCAAUAAACAUAAUCAAUUCAAGUACUAAGGUAUAAAUACCCAUAUCCUCAAUGCAAACAUCAUGCACGUGUGUUUCAUGAAAUUAUGAAAGUGUUGUAUAUUAGUGACAAAAAGACAGUCUUAAUUACAGAAUGAGUUUGUGAUGAAAUGUAAGAUCUGAGGUGUUUUUUAAAAAUUGCUUUGCGUAGCAAUUUUUUUGUAAAGCACACAAAAUACCUAAACUGGAAGUAUGAGAUACUGUUAAGUUGACAUUUAUACAUUUAAGGCCGCUAUUUUCAGUUGGCUCUUUUGAGUUUUCUGUGCUGUGUGGCUGUGGUUUGGUAGUUUUAGCUACCAUGGCCACACAGCCUGGAAAACCUGCAACAGACAGUUGACUCCAGCCGUGAAAGCCUUUGACAAUCCACCAUUUUCAGUUUGUCAGAUUUAAUAUUCACUAUGGUCUUUGCUGAUGUGACUGCAUUGAGAGUUUGGGGCUCAGUUGUUUUGAUUUGAGAUAAGACAGCUUUGGGAUACAUCUAAGCACUAGAUGUAAUCCUCCUUUAGUAAGGAAUUUUGUGGGGGGGUGCGGAUAAGGAAGUAACAUUUUUGCCAUACACUGUAAAAUUUGGAAGGUAUUCCCAGAAUAGGAGCCCUUUUGAAAAUGAAAGCACUUUUUACCAUGAAGCAGUAGAAAUAUUUAACUAGAUUAAGAAAAUAAAAUUUAUUCAAGGGUUGCCACUGCUGCCACCUCAUGUGGUUUCCACUGAUUAAUUCCUCUUUUAUACUUCCUUACAUUUUAUCCAGGGUUCUAACUGAAGCUUCAGUGGCACAUGGACAAAUGGAAGGAGACCAUAAAGCCCACUGUGCAAAGGUUACUUUCCAAGCAGCAGGAAAUGUCACUUUCCCCCCUUACAAGGGCUGUGAACCUCUCUGUACAACAGUCAGCAUGAUGGGAGUACUUAAGAGCAGCAGACUCUAAUCUGGGAAAUGAUUCCCCCAAUCCUCCACAUGAAGCCUGCUGGUGGUCCUGAGCCAAUAACAGUUCCCUUAGAACUCUCUUAGCCCCACCUAUCUCACAAUGGGAUUGUUGUGGGAAGAAGAAGGGAAUGUGAUUGAAAGCAACUUGGAGACUCUUUAAGGGAGAGAAAAGUUGAUAUAAAAACCUUUUCUUCAGCAGCAGUAUGAGAGGUAGAAACUCAAGAGGUAUAGCUUUCAUAGGCUCAUUCCACACAUGCAGAAUAAUGCACUUUCAAACUGCUUUCAAUGCUCUUUGAAGCUGUGCAGAAUAGCAAAAUCCACAUGCAAAUAGUUGUGAAAGUGGUUUGAAAACGCAUUAUUUUGUGUGUGCGGAAGGGGCCUUAGACUGGUAGGGGCACUUGAAGAAUUUCUGCUUGUUAUGCAGCUAUUUGAAAGCACAGAGCCUCUCAGUCAACAGGUAGCAGCUCACAGCAACCUGGGGUACUGGAUAUCACAGGGCACAUCUACACCUCAUCCAGUAAGAAAUGCAUCUCACCCUCCCAUAGUGAAUUAUCUUAACUGACUGGAUGUCCAUAUAAGAAACUGGUAAGAUCUUCACUUUCCCUCUUUUUUGUCAGAAGGAAGGGAUGGAAUAGGACUUGUUCAAGAAGUAAGUUGUCAGGAAGCUACAAUGUUGGAAGUUAUAUGUGAAGCUACUCUUUCAAUAUAUGUAUGUGUUUUAUGGGAUGGUACCGUCUAGAAACGGAGUGACAUUUACUUUGCUGCAACUGUUCCAAAUAGAUACAUGUUUUAUGUCAUAGCAAAAUAUCCUGUUCAAAAUUUACCUCUGUGCUCAAAGCUAAAUAUGCUGCCAUAACAAUGUUAAGACGUUGGCAAGUGAGCAAUUAUGAAGCAUUAGUGUGGUAACCAAGUGGAUAAAAACCAAUUUUAUCCACAUGGUGAAACUUCCAUAUAGGCUUUAGCUCUUCUGUGGCAUCACAUUACUGGCAUGUCUAUCUUGUAUACAAAGUGAACACACUGGCAUUUUGUAUGAAAAUAACAAUGUGUGCAUUUUGCAGCUUUGAAAUAACAUGUACCUUCAAAUCUGGCUGGAAAAUAUGUGCAUUGCCUUUUCAAACAAAAUAGAAGUUAUAUAUACCGAGAAUUGCUUGCAGCACGCCUUCCUGGUACAUUAAAUAGGAGUGCCAGAAGCACAAUGCUUGAUAAGAGCUUUAAGAGGCUUGGGACCUGAAUGUAAGUUAAUAGUCAAUGCAUUUCUCAUUCUCUGGGUCUUUCAGUUACAAGGAAAAUACUUUAAACAUCAAACAUGUAUUUUCUUUAGUGUUGCUAAAAUGGUUGGACAUCCAAAAAAUCCAAAGGUACCCUGGCCUAUACGCACAGCACCAAAAGUAACAUCAGACUGAUCUUUGUCUUCAGAAUAUUGUUGUUUGGUUUUUGUAUGUUUGUGUCUGACCGAAUAUGUGAUGAUAAGCAGUGCAUGGUUUGCCGAAAUUUGUAUUCAAACAUCUCUGGAGCAAUUUUUUAAAAAUAAUAAAGCCCAGUUUUUCCUUGUG
Messenger RNA from Sphaerodactylus townsendi, 8741 nucleotides. RefSeq names its product tubulin tyrosine ligase (gene TTL). The transcript has 7 exons. Lineage: Eukaryota; Metazoa; Chordata; Lepidosauria; Squamata; Sphaerodactylidae. Gene Ontology annotation, biological process: protein modification process. Bases 600 to 1733 code for a protein of 377 amino acids. The record is from RefSeq and is a predicted model, not a curated record.